Messenger RNA from Talpa occidentalis (Iberian mole), 1550 nucleotides. RefSeq names its product phospholipid phosphatase related 5 (gene PLPPR5). The transcript is spliced from 7 exons. Lineage: Eukaryota; Metazoa; Chordata; Mammalia; Eulipotyphla; Talpidae. Gene Ontology annotation, molecular function: phosphatidate phosphatase activity. The record is from RefSeq and is a predicted model, not a curated record. Bases 1 to 966 code for a protein of 321 amino acids. Gene Ontology annotation, biological process: phospholipid dephosphorylation; phospholipid metabolic process; signal transduction.
AUGCCCCUGCUGCCCGCCGCGCUCACCAGCAGCAUGCUCUAUUUCCAGAUGGUGAUCAUGGCAGGGACGGUGAUGCUGGCGUACUACUUCGAGUACACGGACACGUUCACGGUGAAUGUGCAAGGCUUCUUCUGCCACGACAGCGCCUACCGCAAGCCCUACCCGGGCCCGGAGGACAGCAGCGCCGUGCCCCCGGUGCUGCUCUACUCGCUGGCCGCCGGCGUCCCACCUUUGGUGAUAAUAGUUGGAGAAACUGCUGUGUUUUGCCUACAACUGGCCACAAGGGACUUUGAAAACCAGGAAAAAACUAUUUUAACUGGAGACUGUUGCUAUAUAAACCCACUGGUGCGGCGGACUGUACGAUUUCUUGGAAUUUACACGUUUGGACUAUUUGCUACGGAUAUUUUUGUAAAUGCUGGACAAGUAGUGACAGGGAAUCUGGCUCCCCAUUUCCUUGCUCUGUGCAAACCCAACUACACCGCGCUGGGAUGUCAGCAGUACACCCAGUUCAUCAGUGGGGAAGAGGCCUGCACUGGCAACCCAGAUCUCAUCAUGAGAGCAAGGAAAACUUUUCCAUCCAAAGAAGCAGCUCUCAGCGUCUAUGCAGCGAUGUAUCUGACAAUGUACAUUACCAAUACAAUCAAAGCCAAAGGAACAAGACUUGCUAAGCCGGUCCUAUGCUUGGGCCUAAUGUGUCUGGCCUUUCUUACUGGACUCAACAGAGUAGCAGAGUAUCGAAAUCACUGGUCAGACGUGAUAGCAGGCUUUCUGGUUGGGAUAUCUAUAGCAGUAUUUCUGGUAGUGUGUGUGGUAAAUAAUUUCAAAGGAAGACAACCAGAAAAUGAGCAUAUACACAUGGAUAAUCUGGCACAGAUGCCAAUGAUCAGCAUUCCUCGAGUAGAAAGUCCUUUGGAAAAGGUAACAUCUGUACAGAACCACAUCACUGCCUUCGCAGAAGUCACAUGAUAUUGAGGCAGACGGCUUUGCACUGCACUGGACAUCAUCCCUCUUCACCAUCCAUCCAUAACACCCAAAGUUUAUUUGAUUACAAGACUUUAUAAAGUUGUCUAAUAAUUUUAUAAUUUUUCAAAUCAGUGUUAAUCUAUCUGUUUCCCCCACUAGACUGUGAGCUCCUCAAGGGCAGGACUGUGUCUUUUUCUUCUCUGACUCCCCAGCACCUACAGCAAAGACUCGCACAAAGUAGGUGUUCAAUAAAAACAUGUUGACAGGCUGGACAAAUUCUUAAAUCAAAUGUUCACUUUUGUUUCUCACAGAAUCACUGCAAUGAUGUGAAAAACACAAGUCCUAUUUGUAGAGGAAUCCCUCCAUUUUGGGCUAGUUAAGCUUUUUAAUUUUUCUUAUAUCUGUUUAGCAGUAAACCAUAUUUCAUUUGAAGUGGACUUGGAAAGUCAUGGGGGUUUUUAUUUUAUUAUUCAGCAUGACAUCAUUCCCAUUCUAACAGAUUUCAGUGUGUGAAAUUACUUUACUUUUAGAAAGUAUGUUCUAUACUAAAAUACUGUUUGCACAUAAUAUUAAGCUAUAUUUCACUU